GUUCACCAACCUCGAUUCCUCUCUUUUCAAGAAUUCGUAGAAAGCAGUAGCGCAGCUGUCUGCUGCAGAACUUUUUCUCUGGUUUUGGUCUGAACUCGCCUAGACUCGUCAUGGAUUUCUUGCAUCAGCAACUCGCUCUUGUACAACAACAACUCGCAUUCGUCGCUGUCGAGCCAAUAGACUGGAAAUACUACGUUCAGCUCUUUUCAUGGGGUGUCUGCCUGUUUGAAUCAUACCUGGUGCUUCGCCAAUACCCGCUGUACUCUAAAACAGCCCCUCCUCCUGUGCUGGCUGAACACUUCAGUGAGGAAGAUUUUCACAAGUCUCAAGUAUAUGGAAAAGACAAAGCAAAAUUCGCCCUUGUAUCUGGGUUGUACAAGCAAGCUGUUGACUCCUUGAUGCUUCAUUACGGUCUUUUCGCUUGGGCCUGGGAUUGCGGAGGUCAAAUCGUCACGAAACUGGGAUACAGCUCCGAGUAUGAGAUUCUUCAAUCAAUCGCAUUCGUAUGCGUUGUGUUCUUCGUAUCCUCAAUUCCCAGCAUACCCUUUUCGAUCUACCAAACAUUCUUCUUGGAAGAGAAACAUGGAUUCAACAAGACCACUCCUGAAUUAUUUUUCGCUGACCUGCUGAAAGGUUGGGCUAUUGGUUUUGUGAUCGGUGCACCUUUCUUGGCGGCUUUCCUCUAUGUGUUCAAGUGGGCUGGAGACCGCUUUGUUCCUUGGUUGAUGGGCUUCUUGAUCUCAUUCCAAAUGAUCAUGGUUAUCGUUUACCCCACGGUAAUCCAGCCAUUGUUCAACAAGUUGUCCCCUCUUCGCGAGGGCGAGUUGCGAACCCGGAUCGAGGCUCUUGCCGCCAAGCUGAAGUUCCCUCUGAAGUAUCUCUACGAGAUCGAUGGAUCCAAACGAAGCUCCCACAGCAAUGCCUAUUUCUUCGGUUUACCCUGGGCCAAACACAUCGUCAUUUUCGAUACUCUCAUCAAACAAAGUACCCCUGGAGAAGUCGAAGCUAUCCUUGCUCACGAGCUCGGUCAUUGGUACUACAUGCAUCCUGCUAAGCUUCUCCUGGUUUCCCAGGUCCACAUCUUCACGAUCCUGGCUCUGUUCCCCGCUUUCAUGCAUGCGCCGCAAGUUCUGAGAGCAUUCGACUUCCCAGAAAAAGUUGCAGUGACGCCACCUACCAUCAUCGCCUUCCUUCUUUUCCAGAUGAUUCUCACGCCUCUCGAAGCUAUCGUCGGAACCGCCAUGAACGCUAUCAGCCGCAAGUUCGAGUAUGAAGCUGAUCGGUUUGCAGUGGAGCUGAAAGACAAAAUCAAGUCUGAGGACGCGCAGGAUCUUGGUGACAGGCUCGGAAAGGCUCUGAUCGCCAUCCAUGUGAAGAACCUGUCCACUGUUUGGGUUGAUUGGCUAUAUUCAGCAUACCACCAUUCUCACCCUACUCUCACGGAACGACUCAAGGCACUAGAGGGCUUCAAGUCAACAGCGACGAAGAAAGAACUGUAAAUGUAGAAUGGAGACAACGUAUCUUGUAUCUUCCAUGUGUUCUUUCUCGCUAUUGCCGUUUGAUAUCCUGCUCUGAUGUUAUAUGUCAGGGUAAUCAAGGACCAUAUUUACCUCUGAACUGCCAUCUUGCCAAGCCGACAUUUGGUCGAUUUUGGUUCCUGUGCGCAGGUGGUCUGAUGGGCUCAUGAAGGCCAUCAUCUUGGUUGUAUCUGCGCUUUUAUCUCUUCUCAUCAGCAAGGUCUAGUCCAGCUCUCGUCCGAUGUCUCAAGGUUCCCAAAUACUUUUGAUUCUCCACCUAUCGUGACCUUAGUCACUAGCUUUGAUCCCUGUGUUGCUUGCUUGUGUUCCGCCUGUCGACUUCCGUUGGAGUAAUAUCUCUUGACUGUUCUGCU
Molecule: messenger RNA, 1891 nt
Organism: Somion occarium
Lineage: Eukaryota; Fungi; Basidiomycota; Agaricomycetes; Polyporales; Cerrenaceae
Source: the annotation of a GenBank genome assembly